UGAUAAUUGUGAACCGCAAUGUAUAAAAUAGUAAACUUUGCUGUAGUGUGUGCUGUGCUAAUUUUAGCUGUAAAUGCAUACGAAUUCAACAAUCCCGAUUAUAAUCGAAUAAUAGCCGAUGAAGUAGAUAACAUUGAAAGAGAAUUAUAUGUUCCCAGUCUAAGAACACGAAGAGAAGCACCAACGGACGAAAAAUGUCCACCAAGGAAACACCCAUUAUGUUGCGGAGAAGAAUUAAUUCACAAACUCCAUGACGAUAAAAAAGAAUCUAGAUCCGCCUGUUUUAAAGAAAUAAUGGGAAAAGAUAACAAUCCAAAUGGUAUUCCUUCUGAUCCGUUUGACUGCAAAAGUAUGGAAGAACGAAAAAUAAUCUUUUGUGUGUUUUUCAAUGUGAAGGCCAGAAAAACAAUAUUAUUGAUGAUGACGGAAAUAUUAAGCCAGAAGAAUAUGGUAAAUAUAUUCAAACACAGCUUGCGGAUGUUAAGUAUCUAGCUGACGUUCAAGAUAAAAUUAUAGCCGAUUGUCUUGCAGAUAUAAAGAAUGCUACCAUUUCAACCGGUAAAUGCAAAUCUGACGGAAUGGUCUCAGGUUUUUGUAUAUUUAAGAAUAUUCAACUUAAUUGCCCCGAAGACAAAAUUAAAGACAAACUAUUCUGCCAAAAAAUGCAGGAGAGAUUAAGGCAAGGAGAUGGACGACCACCGUUUUUGCCACCUCCACCUCAUCUUAAACCAUAAUUUAAAUGUUCACUUUAAUUUAGAUAACUGACAGUAACAGAUUUGUCUUAAUGAUUAAAAAAUAUGUUACACAAUUGUACGAUUCAAUAAAAACUAUUCAAUAUUUCAUAUAUGC
Messenger RNA from Diabrotica balteata, 849 nucleotides. Lineage: Eukaryota; Metazoa; Arthropoda; Insecta; Coleoptera; Chrysomelidae. The record is from the annotation of a GenBank genome assembly.